AAUCAGAGAUGCUGCUCUCGGUGUUGCUAGGCAACAUCACAUCACUACAUCACUACAUCACUCUGGGAGCCGCUUUCUAGAUCAUUCCAGUUCCAGCAGUUCACUGAGGAGCCUCUCCUGUGUUUACCUGCUUGUGCAGCUUCCUGAGAAGAUACCCUCAUAUAAAGGGAAAAUGUCUUGGAGUAAUACCGUCUCUACAAAUCUGGGAAGGUGUUCAGAAGUGCUUGCUGCAAACGCCUCCAAGAUGUGGUCUUUAGUCUCCUCAGACAAGAAUGAACAGCUGAUCAGAUCUACUCAGACCCUCCAUCACUAUGUGAACAGAUACUUCACAAUCACCAACAGACUGUUGAUCAUAAUCAAUACUCACUUUGGAGAAAGCUACUCCAGUGUCUCUGCAGAUGAGAGCAAAAGUAUUAAGGACAACUGUGCCAUAGUUAGAGAAGCUAUGAGCAUGAUUCUUGAAGUUUCUAGAAGAAAGGAAAAGCAAAUCCUUAAGAUCAUUGAACCUGAUAUUUAUGAUAAGAUUGCCUUCACUGGGGUGUCACUGAAAGACAAGGCUGCAGUGAUAAGGGACUUUCAUGCGGACAAAUUGGGAGUCUUUGGGAAUAUCUGUCUUCCACUAGUCGCUAUUCAGCUGGCGAAAAGUGAGUUAGAGAACGUGAAGCCUCCAACCGAGGAGCAUGAUCUGCCGAUUCUGUCCUUAAAACUGGGAGAUCUCGUGAAGAGCAGCAAAAGCAUCGCUAAGCUUCUGUGUGAACAAAGCCAGCAAACAGACCUCAGUGAAGCCACACAGUUAGUGGAAGACGGCAUCUCUAUUCUGAAGCCACCCUGCGAUGCCUACAGUCACAUUGCUGGAGAAGUCCAAGCCUAUGUCAAAAUCAUAUCUGAAAAUAUCUAGAGCAGAAUAGGGCCGUAUGCACGGUGUUCCUCAUCAUUGAUAUUUUAUGCCUUCUAUGCAUGCAAGAAAUGUGAGGCUACUUUAUUAUAGAGCACAGAUCUAUCAGGAUUCAAAUGUUUAGUAGAAACACAUGGACUCAAUUGUGUGCUGUGCAAUUAAAUAAAGAGAAAGCUUUCCAGAGUAUUCGAUUCCUGUUAUACCUCUAAAAUGACACCUCACUUUGUUCACCAUUCAGUACUCCGUCGCUCCAGCACUAACUCACCACUAACAUAUAACAUUACCAAUAAAACCUGUUUUCAGUAGCUUCCACUGCUCUGUAUCUAAAUCAGUUAUCAUGGCUAUUCGAGAUUUG
This is a messenger RNA of Sinocyclocheilus anshuiensis, 1250 nucleotides long. Its product is annotated as single-pass membrane and coiled-coil domain-containing protein 3-like. Bases 173 to 898 code for a protein of 241 amino acids. The transcript has 3 exons. The record is from RefSeq and is a predicted model, not a curated record. NCBI's taxonomy places the organism in Eukaryota, Metazoa, Chordata, Actinopteri, Cypriniformes, Cyprinidae.